AUGUUGACUGCAUUGUUUGCCGACCUGUUGGCUCCGUAUGUGAACUGUAGUGGAUCCAGGAGGGGGGAUGAUGGACUUGAGGUGGGACAGCACAGGGUGUUCAACAUUUUUCAUCUCUACAGACGUCAGAGCAACAAGUCUAUAGUCAUUUAUGCCUGUGAUCCUUGGCUUUUUGGGGACAGGGAUAAUGGUGGAGGCUUUGAGGCAGGCUGGCAACCUGCAGUCCUCCAGGGAGAACAUCUGGACGUCAGCUCUGAAGAGAAAGACGUCAAUUUACGGCCCGUCAUCUCUUUGCGAAGACCGCACCGCUGUCACACGGCGACACGGCGGCACCGCGUCCUCCGCACAAAGUGGCGCGUCUUCAAGUCUGCCCCCGGCCAACUCGCAGAGGAGGAGAGGACGCGUCAAGUUGGCGAUCGGGCGAGCGGCUCCGCGUAUCACUUGCUCGCCGGCCUCUCGGCUCCCACUAACAUGCCUGCCAUCAAAAAGGAGAGGCUGGACGGGGACGACAUGGCACUGGCUGCGUUCAACCAGUCCGAAUACCUGGCCCCUUUAAAUGCCACCGCUAUCCCCGUUGUGACCCCGCAUCCGCCGCCCUACGACCACAUUUUCGCCCAUCACCGCGCGUACUUGGGGCUCCACGACUCGGCGCUGCACCACCAGCACCUCCACCACCACACGGACGACUUGAUGCUGGAGAGGUUCUCGUCUAUCCCCGACUUCCAACCCUUCUUUGACAACGGGGAGCCCUGCAUCGAGGUGGAGUGCGGGGAGAACAAGGCUUUGCUUUACAUCAACAAGCUGUGUCAAGGUAGUAAGGGACCCUCAAUUAAAUACCGCGGCGAGUGGCUCACUCCGAACGAGUUCCAGUUCGUCAGUGGACGGGAGACUGCCAAAGACUGGAAACGGAGUAUUAGACACAAAGGAAAAAGUCUGAAGACUCUUAUGUCCAAAGGAAUCUUACAGGUACAUCCUCCGAUCUGUGAUUGUCCUGGGUGUCGAAUUUCAUCCCCAGUGAACCGUGGGCGCUUGGCAGAGAAACGUACCAUCCCCCUGCCCCCCAACCGCGUGCCCAAGAAGGAGCUGGCCUCCAUUUUCAGCAGUGACGACAGUGAAGGCAGCGAGCGGGCCAGUGGGGACCAUGCCCACAUCAAGCAGGAGGACGAACUGCAUUACAGUAUCAUGAGAAAGAGGGAGCUGACCCAUCCUCCACCACUGCUGUCGCCCCAGAGUGCUCCUCACAUCGCCUUGGGACCCCACCUACGGCCCCCAUUCCUUGGCAUGCCCUCCGCUCUGUGCCAGGCACCUGGAUAUGGAUUCCUCCAACCAGCUCAGGCAGAGAUCUUUGCUCGGCAACAGGAAAUGCUUAGGAAGCAGAACCUGGCGAGACUUGAGAUGUCGGCCGACCUGCUGAGACAGAAGGAGCUGGAGAACCUCCACCACCGGCAGCAGCAGCAGCGUCUGCUGGGUUCUGACCCACUGGGAGGUCUCCCCCCUGGUCUUCCCCCAGACCACCCAGCCCUGCGCAGCCUCCAUGACAUCCCAGAGGGUCACCCCCUCCGGGAGGAGUUAGCCCGCCGCUCCAACGCCAUGCUGGUGCUUCGCCAUGGGGCUGCCACACCCCUCCUCACUCUCAACCACCAGCAGCAACAGCCGGGGGCCUCCUCCACGCUCAAAGACGGCCAGGCUCACAGCUCCACUGCUGGGCCGGAUGCCGAAUCCAGGAAGGGAUCCCGCAGGGGCCCUCAGGUGCAGCUCCGUGCUGGGGACCACACAGGUGGCGGGAGGGAGGAGAGAGGAAGGGAGGUAGACAGGGAGGGGCAGGAUGAGGAGAUGAAGGACUCGGACAGCGAAGCGGAGAUGAAUGAAGUGAGACAGGGCAGUGCAGCUGCCAAGCCCAGCAGUCGGCCCAGAGACAGGGAGAGAGAGGCCGGUAAAGAGACUGGCAGCAAGGGGGUCUGUGACAGUGCCAAGGAGGCUGGAGAGAGCUCGGGCAGGUUGAGCGCGCCCUGUAGUUCUGCGGGGGCAGAGUCACCCAGUCGCCAACUCUUCACACCGGGGCUUAACAAAGGCGAGGCCAAGUACCACCUGCCGCCGGGCUUCAUACCACCCCUGCCUACUCUCCAUGCCCAGUCGUUACCCUUUGGAUUCCCCUACGCCAAUCCCUACUUUCACACGGGCUCCAUGGGAGGUCUUUUCAUGGACGGGGAGGACUCCGGCACGGCAAACUCUGUGGAGGACAUCAGCAGGUGGAGUGUAGAGGACGUGUGUGGCUUCAUAAGCAGCCUGGCCGGAUGUGCUGAAUACACCCAGGUAUUCCGGGAGCAUGCCAUUGACGGGGAGACUUUACCGCUGCUCACUGAAGAGCACCUGCUCAACACCAUGGGGUUAAAACUGGGGCCUGCUCUCAAGAUCCGCUCACAGGUGGCGCGGCGUGUUGGCAGAAUCUUCUACAUGACCAGCUUCCCGCUGGCACUGCCGUUGCCGCCAUCUGCCACUCUGCGCCCCCCAGAAAGAGACCGGGACCCCCUGGCCACGCCGUCCGACACCCCCCUUCCUCUCUCUCUUGCUCAUCCCCACCGUCCUGCCUCCACCAGCAGCAGCUCCUCCCCUUACAGUGGUCCCACGUUGGGGCGCUCCUCCCCCAAGCAGGAGAACGGCACCGGAGCCACGGGAGCAGCAGGAUAUGAAACCAAAACUGCUUCGUAGUAGAGACCAGCCUCAACUG
Messenger RNA from Lampris incognitus (smalleye Pacific opah), 2728 nucleotides. RefSeq names its product sterile alpha motif domain containing 11 (gene samd11). The transcript has 11 exons. The coding region runs from base 1 to 2709 and encodes 902 amino acids. Gene Ontology annotation, biological process: positive regulation of transcription by RNA polymerase II. The record is from RefSeq and is a predicted model, not a curated record. NCBI's taxonomy places the organism in Eukaryota, Metazoa, Chordata, Actinopteri, Lampriformes, Lampridae. Gene Ontology annotation, molecular function: DNA-binding transcription activator activity, RNA polymerase II-specific; protein binding; RNA polymerase II cis-regulatory region sequence-specific DNA binding.